This is a messenger RNA of Impatiens glandulifera, 1815 nucleotides long. Its product is annotated as pentatricopeptide repeat-containing protein DOT4, chloroplastic-like. The record is from RefSeq and is a predicted model, not a curated record. Gene Ontology annotation, molecular function: protein binding; RNA binding. Gene Ontology annotation, biological process: RNA modification. NCBI's taxonomy places the organism in Eukaryota, Viridiplantae, Streptophyta, Magnoliopsida, Ericales, Balsaminaceae. The coding region runs from base 1 to 1815 and encodes 604 amino acids. The transcript has a single exon.
AUGAUCUGUAACCCCCAUUCGCAAUUACAAGACAAACUUGAACUUUUCAGAGAAACUGAGAAUGUGAUUUCUUGGACUUCAGGUAUAUCAAGAUUAGUCGGGAAUGGAAAGUCAGAUGAAGCUAUUAUUUUGUUCAAAACCAUGUUGUUGAAUGAUCAUAGGCCAAAUUACGUAACAGCUUUGAGUGUAAUUCGUGCUUCUGUGAAUCUGGGUUUUGAGAAUUCCAUAUGUGUAAUUCAUGGGUUGUUGAUUAAAAUGGGUUUCGAAUAUGAAAUCUCAGUUGUUACAGCACUUUUGAGUGCUUACUCUGAUUGGAAUAUGGAAAGUGUCUGGAAGCUGUUUGAUAAAAUGCCUAGUAGAGAUUUGUUUUUGUGGAAUACAAUGAUUUCGUUAUGUGCUAAGAAAAACAAUUACUUUGAUUCUAUUUCGAUUUUUCGAGAGAUGAUAUAUGAUUGCUUUGAACCGAAUCAUGUCAGCAUUGUCUGUAUUUUACCUGUUUGUGCUGAUCUUGCCAUGUUGCCUUUUGGCAAACAGAUUCAUACAUUUUCUCUGAAGAAUGAUUAUUGUUCUAUGACUAAUAUCCAGAAUUCACUUCUCCAUAUGUAUUCAAAAUGUGGGGACUUCAAUUCGUUAAUACGUGUUUUUCGACAAACCGAUAAGGAUAUGAUCUCGUGGAGAAUUAUGAUUCAUGGAUGUACAGAGAAUCAUCGCCCAAGAAUAGCUAUCGACUUAUUCUCUGAAAUGCUGCAUUCCUUCUUAAAACCGGAUGAAAUUAUUCUUUUGGACACAAUCGGGGCAUCUACACAAAUGGAAGCGGUGCAUUUCGGAAAGGGAUUACACGGCUAUGUUCUGAAACGGGGAUUCUUGAGUUUCAGUUCGGUUACAACUGAACUUCUCCAAAUGUAUACUGAGUUUGGUUCAGUUGAUUCGGCUAGAUUGUUAUUCGAUCAGCUGAAUCGGAAAGACCUUAUAGCCUGGAGUGCGAUGAUCUCUUCAUUUGCACGAACAGGACAUUCGUUUCACGCAAUUAAUACGUUCAAAGCGAUGAAAUUCACGAAUGAGAAACCGAACGAGGUAACUUUGGUCAAUCUCUUACAAGCCUGUUCAAGUAUGGAAGUUGAUGAGAUUAUGGAGAGCAUUCAUGCUCAUAUAGUUAAAGUUGGUUUUUCAUCAAAUGAAUUUCUAACAGCAGCUCUUAUUGACUGUUACUGUAAAUUUGGAAGAAUUAAGCAGGGAAAAUGUGUUUUCGAUGAAAUUAAUGUGAAAGAUCUCGUUUGUUGGAGCUCGAUGAUUAAUGGAUACGGAAUGAAUGGAUAUGGAGACGAGACGAUAGAGGUUUUCGUUAAAAUGUUGGAUUGUGGAAUAAAACCUAACGAGAUAGUUUUUAUCUCGGUUUUGUCUGCUUGCAGCCAUUGUGGGCUUGAGAAUGAAGGGUGGAAAUGGUUUUAUUCGAUGAAAGAAAUUUACGAUAUUUCUCCAAAACUUAGCCAUUAUGCUUGUAUGGUGGAUUUGCUUAGCCGUCGUGGCAAAGUGAAACAGGCUCUUGAAUUUGUCAAAAAUAUGCCUAUUAAGCCUGAUAAAAGGAUAUGGGGUGCUCUUCUUGCUGGUUGUAGAUCAAUUCAUGUGUCUAUUGAUAUUGCUGAACUUGUUGUUGAUGAGUUAACUCGCCUUGAUCCGGAAAACACUGGCGCUUAUGUUGUCUUGUCGAACUUGUAUGCUGAGAAAGGCAGAUGGGAUGAUGUCGAGAGGUUGCGAAAAUCGAUAGACGAAAGAAAAUUGACAAAGGAAUUGGGUUAUAGCUUGAUUGAAAUCUAA